AUGACUUCCAUGCUCAUCAUGAUGAAAAAGCCUCAACAUUCGGAUCAUCGAGAGUAUUACAAUAUUCUACUCCAGGAUCAUACGAAUUCCAACCGAAUUCAUUCAUUACACUUGAUGGAACCCGUGGUGAGUGUAGAACCUCCAACUCAGAGUUUUCAUCAUGAACUUGAUAUUCUUCAUCAUUCAAUUCCUUCCUCGACUGGUUUCAAUACUUCCUCUCAAUCAUCAUCAUGUCCUUUCAUGAGAAAUGUCAUGAAUGAUGAAAGGCUGUUCAAACCUUCUGAAGAACCUGCACGUAUUACCCAACCAUCCUCUCAACAUCAAGGCUUUUCUUUUCAAACUACAAAUACAUUACACUGUCAUCAAGAAUCUUUUGAACCUUCUCAACAAGAGAAUUUGAGUCCAAAAUCAAAAUUUUCAUCUUCACUUCCUUAUUUUGUUCAACCUUUGAAAAAACGUAAUCGAGAAAGUUAUGAAUCUCUUUGCAAUCAACAACAUGUGAAACAUUUGACGCCUCCUCAUCAUGACGUGUCAGCAUUCGGUGCUGUUCUUCCUCCUGUACAUAAAAUUGCCAAACGUCAUUCACAAUUGAUGGGACGAACAUCACCUCCAAUUACAACGCUGGAACAAGAAGACACUUCUUCUGCCAGCAGCCAACAUGAAAAUGAUGUCAGCACAACCACUACUGAAUCAUCAUACUCGUCACAAGACGAUCCAAAUGAUGAACACACUUGUACGACAUCCAACAUUGAACCAUCCCAUUCCUCUUUCACUGUAGAAUAUGAACUUCCCAAACGAAAAUCAAAUCGUGGUAGAAAACCAAAAGCAAGAAAAGUCAAUGUGAAUGAAGGACCUUGGACUGAGGAAGAACAUGAACAAUUUCUGAAGGGUUAUCGAGAGUGUGGCAAGAAUUGGAGUAAAAUUGCUGAUUUGUAUGUGCCUUCGAGACGAAGGACGCAAAUCGCUUCACAUGCCCAAAAGUGGUUCAGAAAACAAGAUAAAAAGUAA
Molecule: messenger RNA, 1008 nt
Organism: Naegleria lovaniensis
Lineage: Eukaryota; Heterolobosea; Eutetramitea; Acrasida; Naegleriidae
Exons: 1
Coding region: 1-1008 (335 amino acids)
Molecular function (GO): DNA binding
Source: RefSeq, a predicted model, not a curated record